Molecule: messenger RNA, 2794 nt
Organism: Malaya genurostris
Lineage: Eukaryota; Metazoa; Arthropoda; Insecta; Diptera; Culicidae
Product: pre-rRNA 2'-O-ribose RNA methyltransferase FTSJ3
Exons: 3
Coding region: 139-2718 (859 amino acids)
Biological process (GO): maturation of 5.8S rRNA from tricistronic rRNA transcript (SSU-rRNA, 5.8S rRNA, LSU-rRNA); rRNA methylation; maturation of LSU-rRNA from tricistronic rRNA transcript (SSU-rRNA, 5.8S rRNA, LSU-rRNA)
Cellular component (GO): nucleolus; nucleus; preribosome, large subunit precursor
Molecular function (GO): rRNA (guanine) methyltransferase activity; rRNA (uridine-2'-O-ribose)-methyltransferase activity
Source: RefSeq, a predicted model, not a curated record
ACACGUUUGUUUUGUACUAGCUCGUGGUCGGUCAGCAAAACACGUUUUUGUGCGGUUUGUUCCAGCAACCGCUUAUAUUAUAUUGUUUUAAUUAGUUGAUUCCUGUUGGUCCGAUCGACCCCGUGAAUCGAUUCCAAAAUGGGUAAAAAAACAAAAGUUGGAAAGGAUCGGCGCGAUAAAUUCUACAAACUAGCCAAAGAGACCGGCUACCGUUCUCGUGCUGCAUUCAAGCUUAUUCAGCUCAACCGACGAUAUGGGUUUCUCCAGCAAUCGCAAGUAUGUAUCGAUCUGUGUGCCGCUCCGGGCGGAUGGAUGCAGGUAGCCAAACAGAAUAUGCCCGUCUCCAGUGUUGUCAUAGGAAUUGAUCUGUAUCCGAUCAAGGCGGUACCGGGAUGUAUUAGUUUGGUGGGUGACAUUACCACCGAUAAGACCAAGUCAGAUCUGGCUAAAGAAUUGAAAACUUGGAAAGCGGAUGUGGUUCUGAACGACGGUGCACCGAAUGUCGGUCGGAACUGGUUGUUCGAUGCAUACCAGCAGGUUUGUUUGACGCUAAGUGCCACCAAAUUGGCGACCCAAUUUUUGAAACCUGGAGGAUGGUUCAUCACUAAGGUGUUCCGGUCGAAAGAUUACAAUGCGCUGAUUUGGGUGCUGAAACAACUGUUCAAGAAAGUACACGCAACGAAACCAUCCGCCUCCAGAAACGAGUCGGCGGAAAUUUUUGUCGUUUGUCAGCAUUAUCGUGCACCCGAUAAAAUUGAUCCGAGGUUUUUGGAUGCCAAGUAUGUAUUCGAAGAGCUUGACAUUGAGCCCCAGGUGAAAAUUAACCUACUGAAGCAGGUGGAAAAGACGAAAAAACCGAAGGUUGAAGGAUACGAAGGAACGGAUGUCCGAAAGAUUGUCGGUGUGACGGAAUUCCUGAAGAAUGAUAAACCUUUGACUCUGUUGGCGCAGAUAACGGAGAUUAAGUUCGACAAUGAGGCGGCCACAAAUCAUCCUCGUACGACAUCGGAAAUUAAAGAGUGCUGUAAGGACAUAAAAGUUCUGGGAAGAAAAGAUUUAUUGGCCUUGAUUAAAUGGCAUAAACAACUGAGUGGUGAGCUGUUUCCGUCACAACCGGAUGAAGAAAAUAAAAGUAAGGAAAAGGGGAAUAGGUUACUCAAACUGACGGAAAAGAUAGAUCAGGAAAAGGAAGAUGAUGCCGAUGAGGAAACAGUGGAGUUGAAAAAUAUAGACAAUGAAAUUCGCGCUUUGAAAAAAGAGGAAUUACAGGAUGCCAAACGGAAACGUAAAAAAGCUAACAAAGAGAGAGCCAAGUUGAACGAGAAGCUGAACUUGAAAAUGGUUAUCAAAGGUGAUGAGGGUCCAACCGAAGUCGAUGAUGCAAUGAUUUUCAGUUUGAAUGAUGUUAAAAACAAGACGGAAUUGAAUUCCUUGAUGGAUGCUCCGCCGGAUGUGUUAGCUGGGCCCGAUUACCACGACGACAACGAUGACGGUCUACCGAAAAAACGGCAAAAAUUUGUCAAGUAUGAUAAGGAAACAAAAGGAGACCUGUUUGAAGAUGAAAAGAUUUUGGCACAAAAGUCCGACGACGAAGACAGCGAUGCCGAUCUAGAUCGUCCUGGAUUGGGCUUCAAAGAUGAUGAGGAUGAAAAUGUGUCACUCAAUGGACAGAACGAGAACGGAGAGGCCUUAGAUAGUGACAAUCCGGAUGCAGAGAAUCCCCUGAUAACCGAUUUGGAUUACAGAAACAAAGAUGAAAAGCGUCGGGCAAAAGCACAAUUGUGGUUUGAAAAAGAAUCGUUUAAAAAUGUUCUCGGUGAAGAGGAUCAAGCUCUGGACUACGAUUUGGAUAGGCUAACGGAGAUGUACAAAAAAUCCGGUGUCGAAGUAGUCGGUCAGGACAACUCGAGCAAGGAGAAUAGACCUCUUGGUAAGAAAGCUCGUCGACGGGCCCGGCAUGAUGUUUCCGGAGAGAAAUCGUCAUCGGAUUCGGAUUCAGAUUCGGAGCAAGAAGUUGAUGACUCCGGGUUUGAACACAAAACAGUUGAGAAAGUCGGAGGUAAAGAUGGCUUUGAAGUUGUGUCUGCUGAACGACCCAAGAAAAUUAAACUCAGCGAAGAAGAAUUGGCACUCGGACAGCUUUUGGUGACGGGUAAAAAAACUCGCCGGGAUCUGAUCGAUUCCGCUUGGAACCGGUAUAUGUUCAACGAUGCCAACUUGCCGGAUUGGUUCAUCAAAGACGAAGAGCAAACCAUGAAGAAGCAAGUCCCGGUACCGCACGAGGUCGUUGGCACCUACAAAAAGAACCUCGAAGAGAUGAAUGUUCGCUCGAUUAAGAAAGUGAUGGAAGCAAAGGCACGUAAGAAGAAGCAUGCCACCAAGCGAUUGGAGAAGAUCAAGAAAAAAGCUGAGACCAUUAUGGAUAAUGUGGAUAAUACCAAUCAGGAGAAAAUAAGGCUACUGAAGAAAUUGUACAAAAAAUCGGACGCCAAAAAGAAGGAAGUAACGUACGUGGUUGCCAAGAAGUCCGGUGUCAGUGGCAAGAAGGUUCGCCGGCCGAAAGGAGUCGAAGGUCGCUUCAAAGUGGUUGAUCCUCGCAUGAAAAAGGACAAACGCGGCGAGGAUGCGAAAUCUCGUCGGUCCGGCAAAAAGGGUGGCGGUGGCAAAUCGAAAGGUAGCAAGACCGCGAAGGGUGCGAAACCUAAACGAGCAAAGUAAGGUUUUCCAGAAGAGAUAGAUUAGUGUGCAGGAUAAGUGUUAAGUAUAUACGAAUAUAUAUUUGAAUCAACAACUA